This is a messenger RNA of Verticillium dahliae VdLs.17, 1443 nucleotides long. RefSeq lists its product as uncharacterized. Gene Ontology annotation, molecular function: transmembrane transporter activity. The coding region runs from base 1 to 1443 and encodes 480 amino acids. Gene Ontology annotation, biological process: transmembrane transport. The record is from RefSeq and is a predicted model, not a curated record. The transcript has 4 exons. Lineage: Eukaryota; Fungi; Ascomycota; Sordariomycetes; Glomerellales; Plectosphaerellaceae.
AUGGCGAUCACCGAGAAGACUGACGUUGAACACGUCUCGUCGAGGGAUGUUGAAGCCUUGACCAAGCGCCCAACCGUUGAGCCUGUGCCGCAAUCUGCCAAAGCCGAAGCUGGUGUCAUCCUUCGUGUUGACACCGCAGCUGAUACAGGUCUACGCCUUGCUAAGGACGGACAUGCUCAGGAGUGGCAUGAAAGUAUCAGUCGAGUGAACGAGACCAAUAGCAUCAAUGUCCUGAUGAUGGCUCUGGGUGGUUUGAUCUGGGUGCCAAUGACUUCCAUCAUCGGCAGAGCCCCUACUUUGUUCUGGUCGAACCUCAUAGGAUUUCUCUUCACGAUUGGGACAGCUCUCGCGCCCAACUUUACGACUUUCUACGCCAUGCGUGCGCUGAAGGGGUUUUUCAUUACAUCUUCGCAAACCAUCUCGAUUGCGUUCAUCAGAGACAUGUUCUUCCACCACGAACGAGCUCGCAAGAUCGGAAUCUGGGCACUGCUUUACAUUGCCUCGCCUUACUGGGGUCCCCUUGUGGGCAACUUUGUUCUCGGCGCCACCCAUAAGUGGCAGGAUGUAUUCUGGACCUGUGUCGGCGUUUGUGCUCUUGACAUGAUCGUUAUUGUCAUGUUCCUCGACGAAACUUGGUAUAACCGCGAGAUUCAAUCCUCCGAUCAACCUCGACGCGGAACAGGUUUCUGGUCAAGAAUGUCCCGCAUCGUCGGCUUUUGGGAGUUUCGGAACCAGAAAGGCUACUACAAGCCUGUCUACCAUUCUUUCAAGAAGUACAUCAUCACUUUGACGAAGCCUGUCGUUUUCCUCGUCCUUGCCGCAUACCUGCUCUUCUUCGCUUGGGCCAUUGGCAUCAACAUCACGACUGCUAUUCUUUUCGGCACCCCACGUGAGUUUGGUGGCUACGGGUACUCUUUCACGAGCCUCGGUUAUCUUUACUUCUCGCCCAUCGUCGGUGUCAUCUUCGGAGAGGUAUUCGGCCACUACAUCAACGACUGGAUCGCUCAACGCUACGUUCGUAAGCACAAUGGUGUCUUUGAGCCCGAGGCUCGACUUUACAUGAUUUACCUGGCCGCUAUUCCCAUGAUCGGAGGUCUGGUUCUACUCGGCCAAGCACUCGACCGUCAUCUGUCUGUCGCAGCGGUCAUCAUGGGAUGGGGCCUUCACAGCUUCGGAAUCAUGCUCACCUCGGUGGCGGUCUCUGCGUUCGUGUUGGACUCGUACCCAACCGCCCCUGCUGAGGUUUCGGGCUGGUCGAACUUUGCCCGCGCCAUUGGAGGGUUCAGCGUUGGCUACUUUCAGCAGCCCUGGGGUGCCAAGGUUGGGUUCGAUGGCAGCUUCGGUACCCAGGCUGGGGUUGUUGCUUUCGGGGUGAUCAUUGUUGGCAUUGUUCACAAGUACGGCCACUCUCUACGUCUCAGGGCUGGACCGAUCGAGCAGUAA